Pararge aegeria (speckled wood butterfly) is the source of this 501-nucleotide messenger RNA. RefSeq names its product putative defense protein 3. The record is from RefSeq and is a predicted model, not a curated record. Gene Ontology annotation, molecular function: oxidoreductase activity, acting on metal ions. The transcript has 3 exons. NCBI's taxonomy places the organism in Eukaryota, Metazoa, Arthropoda, Insecta, Lepidoptera, Nymphalidae. The coding region runs from base 1 to 501 and encodes 166 amino acids.
AUGGUGACGAAACUGUUCAUAGUUAUGUUUGUUUGUUGGGGUGUGGAUGGGUUUCCGGAUGGCGCGCCUGUGGACGCUUGCGUCAAAGAUCGUGCCAACCAACCUAACCAUGGGCAGCACCGCACGCAGCCGCUAUCGAACCUGCCUUAUAGGAUCGUCGCCUCAUCUUCUAACUAUGAACCCAAUUCCAAGAUCACAGUGAUGAUCGAAGGCACAGAAACAUUCAAAGGCUUUUUCAUCCAAGCACGCUCUGCUGAAAACAACGAAUGGAUAGGCUCUUGGGAUGAGACUCCGAACACCAGUCCUCUCCCGGAGUGUUCAGCCAUCACCCACGCGGACCCUAAAGACAAGAUCAGAGCUAUUCUCUCGUGGAAAGCGCCCCACAAUUCCCAUGGACGUGUGUAUUUCACAGGCACGGUUCUGAAGAACUACGGAACAUUUUGGUCGAAUCUCAUCGCCGAGGCGCCGCAAGACCCCGCUGCACUACAAGUUCUUUAUUAA